Molecule: messenger RNA, 4657 nt
Organism: Boleophthalmus pectinirostris (great blue-spotted mudskipper)
Lineage: Eukaryota; Metazoa; Chordata; Actinopteri; Gobiiformes; Gobiidae
Gene: eif4g2b
Product: eukaryotic translation initiation factor 4, gamma 2b
Exons: 21
Coding region: 1-2775 (924 amino acids)
Cellular component (GO): eukaryotic translation initiation factor 4F complex
Molecular function (GO): protein binding; translation initiation factor activity; mRNA binding
Source: RefSeq, a predicted model, not a curated record
AUGGAACCGUUUUCCCCAUCCCUCCCUAUUACUCUUAUUCUUUUAGGGAUUCUUCGUUGUCAAGCCGCCAAAGUGGAGAGUGUGAUUGCAGAAGGGGGUGCUUCUCGUUUCAGUGCUUCUUCGGGGGGAGGAGGUGGUAGGGGUGCACCUCAGCACUAUCCCAAGACUGUCGGCAACAGCGAGUUCCUGGGGAAAACCCCAGGGCAAAGCGUUCAGAGAUGGGUUCCUUCACGAAGCACUAGACGAGAUGUCAACUCCAGCAAUGAGAAAGAGAGACACGAUGCAAUCUUCAGGAAAGUGAGGGGCAUACUCAACAAACUCACGCCGGAGAAGUUUGACAAGCUAUGCCUUGAGCUGCUGAACGUGGGCGUAGACUCAAAACUCGUCCUUAAAGGAAUCAUCUUGCUGAUUGUAGACAAAGCCCUAGAAGAGCCCAAGUACAGCUCCCUCUAUGCUCAGCUAUGUCUGCGUUUGGCCGAGGACGCACCAAACUUUGACGGCCCUUCACCCGAGAUCCAAACAUCCCAAAAGCAGAGCACAACCUUCAGAAGACUGCUGAUUUCCAAGCUUCAAGAUGAAUUUGAAAACCGCACCAGAAAUGUUGAAAUCUACGACAAACAUGACAACCCCCUCACAUCGGAGGAGGAGGAGCAGCGCGCCAUCGCCAAGAUCAAGAUGCUCGGAAACAUUAAAUUCAUCGGGGAACUCGGCAAGCUUGACCUCAUCCAUGAAUCUAUCCUUCAUAAGUGCAUCAAAACACUUCUGGAAAAGAAGAAGAGAGUGCAGCUCAAAGACAUGGGCGAGGACCUGGAGUGCCUCUGUCAGAUAAUGAGAACCGUGGGGCCCAGACUCGACCAUGAGAAAGCCAAGUCUCUUAUGGACCAGUACUUUGGCCGGAUGCGCUCCCUGAUGAACAACAAAGAGCUGCCGGCGCGUAUUCGCUUUCUGCUGCAGGACACGGUGGAGCUGAGGGAGAACGCCUGGGUCCCACGGAAGGCCUUUCUGGACAACGGGCCCAAGACCAUCACGCAGAUACGCCAGGACGCUGUUAAAGAUUUGGGUGUGUUCAUCCCCGCUCCCAUGUCUCAGGGUCUGAGGAUGGACUUCUUCCUGGAGAGUCCCUUUAUGCCCAACCGCCUCAAACUGGACCGCGAGACUCUGGGUGGGCUGGCCGAUAUGUUCGGACAGAUGCCAGGCAGUGGGAUAGGCACCGGUCCGGGGGUGAUCCAGGACCGAUACUCCCCAACUAUGGGACGUCACCGCACCAACCCUCUGUUCAACGGUCACAGCAUGGUCCCUCCUCCACCGAACCAGUAUGAGUUGAGCAACAAGUCUUUCACCAAGACCAACCAGGUUCAGAACCAGCAUUUCCUGAACCAGAACCAGAACCACCUGGCCCAGCAGCAGGCUCAGUCCAAAGACCUGCCCCCACGAUUCAGCAAGAAGGGCUCGCUCAACGCAGACGAGAUCAGCCUGAGACCAGCACAGUCGUUCCUGCUCAACAAGAACCAGGUGCCCAAGCUCCAGCCGCAGAUCCCAAACAUGAUGCCCCCUAGUGCCCAACCGCCGCGCACACAGACCCCUCCUCUGGGGCAGCCUCCACAGCUGGGACUGAAGACCAACCCUCCACCGAUUCAGGAAAAACCUCCGAAAACCAGCAAGAAGCCUCCUCCAGCACGAGAGGAGCUCAUCAAGAUGACCGAGGCAAUAGUGACGGAGUACCUGAACAGUAAGAACCUGUCUGAAGCUGUGUGCGCGCUCAGAGAGAUGAAGGCUCCUAAACACUUCCUGCCUGAGCUCCUGUGUAAAGUCCUGCUCUGCUCUCUGGACCGACCUGACCCGGACAAGGAGCACGCCAGCACCCUGAUCCACAGUCUGAGGGCUGAGGGCGUCGUGUCCUCGGAGAACUUCAUGCAGGCGUUCCUGAGCGUGCUGGACCAGUGCCCAAAGAUCGAGCAGGAUAUCCCUCUGGUGAAAUCAUACUUGGCUCAGUUCGCCGCUCGUGCCGUCAUCGCAGAGCUGGUUAGCGUCGCAGAGCUAGCUCAUCCUCUGGAGAACGGGACGCACUUCCCUCUGUUUCUGCUCUGCCUCCAACAAACGGCCAAACUCAAGGACAAAGAGUGGCUCACGGAUCUGUUCACCCAGAGCAAGGUCAACAUGCAGAAGAUGCUCCCAGAAAUCGAUCAGAAUAAAGACCGCAUGUUGGAGAUCCUGGAGGGUAAAGGCCUGAGCUUCCUGUUUCCUCUGCUGAAGCUGGAGAAGGAGCUCCUGAAGCAGAUCACAGCCGACCCCUCGCCUCAGUCCAUCUACAAGUGGAUCAAAGACAACAUCUCCCCCAAACUGCACACGGACAAGGGCUUCGUCAACAUACUCAUGACCAGUUUCCUGCAGUACAUCUCUCAGGAGUUGGGUGUGUCCGAUGGCGAUGAGCAGAGCCCUCCAUCUAAAGAGCAGCUGGAGCAGGAGAAGCUGCUGCUUGUGUCCUUCAAACCUGUGAUGCAGAAGUUCCUCCACGACCACACGGAGCUGCAGGUCAGCGCUCUGUACGCACUGCAGGUGCACUGCAAUGCACAGGGCUUCCCCAAAGGCAUGCUGCUCAGAUACUUUGUGCACUUCUAUGACAUGGAGAUCAUUGAGGAGGAGGCUUUUUUGGCCUGGAAAGAGGACAUCACUCAGGAGUUUCCCGGCAAAGGGAAGGCACUGUUCCAGGUGAACCAGUGGCUGACGUGGCUGGAGACCGCAGAGGAGGAGGAGUCAGAGGACGACGGGGACUGAAAACACGACAGCAGGAGAAGAAACUCAUCAUGGAGAAAGUGACGCGGAUCCGGCAGAGAUCCACCUUCUAUUACUCUACUAUUACAGCACUCUGCGCCUUUAUCGCCCUACCUUUUCCGUUUAUUAAACUCUUCUUUUUGUGCUUAACCACUACGCGCUGCAUACAAACCAAUAGUGCUUCGUAUUCGACGGUAGAUUUCAUGAAUUUAAAAGUGGCUCAGAUAAAUGUGUGGGGUUUUUUUGUUUUUGUAAAAGCAUGCAUUUCUUUUCAAAUAUUACUUUUUUUACUUAUUGAAAGCCCUUCCCUUGACCUAUGACCAUUGAAAUUAAAUUGGUAACCUUUAUCUUUGAUGCUAAAGCUAGAAUUAUGUCAUUUUUGCAUGGGGCGAUUUAUUUAGUAGUUUUAAAUUUAUCAGAUUUAAAUAAAGUAGAAAGUAAGAGUCCCAAUUUUCAUGCAAAUAUUAAGAUUUCAGAUUGUAGGCUGUUGGGAUAGUGGACCAGUGGAUUUUGUUGAUAAAAACGUGAGGUCUUGUAGUGUAGGUAUCUUUGUUAACUAGAGUCUCUACAGCCAUUUUUCUGCUGUUUAAUGUGCUCUGAUUUGCAUAUUCAAUUGGCUUUUGAGUCAGAUGCCAUACCCAGUGCUACCGUCUUCAUUUAUCUACGUUUAGGAUGAGCUUCUUACUGCCCUCUAUUGGUAAUGUCUUCAUAAAUAUUAGCAUGUCAGUAAAGAGUAGCUUCAAAGUUGUUCAUGUUAAUUGGAUGUGACAGUAUUUGGAAGUCAUGUAAACAUUGCUGUAGAGAUUUGUAUAUUAAUUCAAGUGAAAAUUUUGUGUGAUUUAAUAUCCACAAAACAUGAGUUUGUAUUGUAUGUAAUUGUUAAUUGAUAAUUUUUAGUUGUUUUCUUUCAAGGUGGCAUCUACAAACAUUGGCACUCUUCAUUGAAAUUUGAAAAUUGAUAAAUAAUUGUUUAGGUAUCAGCAAGUAACUACUACUACUAUCAACUAUAAGAGAUUUAACUUGCACUUGGGAAUGCUAAGUUUUUGAGCUACUAUUUUUUACUAAUACUACUACAGUAAGCUUUAAGUGCUUAAGUAAUAAUUCCAUAAUACUCGACUAUUCAAAAUUUACUCCAAAUCAAAGAACUUGUACUUGGUAGUGCUAUGUUUUGGGAUUUUCACUGCUGCUACUACUACUACUAAUAUUACUACAGUAAGCCUUUAAUGCUUCAGUAAUAACAAUACAGAACAAUAUUUGGCUAUUCAAAAGUACUUACCUUUUUGAUAAACCUCCAAAUGGAAGACCUUGUACUUGUACUACAGCUACACAUACAUUAAUACACUCCAAUGGUCCACUAUUUUAAACAGUGUAUGAUCCAAAUACGCCUUUUACUAAUUGAAAAUAAACUUAUAUCUCCGUACCCUCCCUUUAAUAUCUUGAAUAAAAUUAUGGAGAAAUUCAGCGUGUAACCCAUUAAGUGUCGUCUUCACGUGGCUACGAUUUCGAUCUGUAUUUGAAUCUGUAAUCAACGAUGGUUUUUGCUAACGCCUGUGUUCCUACCUCUUAGUUAGAUGGGCUUUUUUGUUUUGACGUUUUUGUGUGCUUGGAUAAUGAGAAGAAGAAAAAAAAAUGAAUUAAUUAAAUAAACGAUCCCAAUUGUGAAAGAAAUGGCAAAGAGAUGAGAUUUUAAGAAUUGUCAGAAAUUUGUUGGGCCAUUACGGAAAGAGAAACUUGAGAGAAACUUAAAUUUUAAGGUCUAAGAGAAUGAGGUUUUGUCCUAAAAUGGGUGUAGAGCCUGAGGAGAUCCUGAAUUCUAUUGUAAUGUAUAUUCAUGAUUACUGUGCACCUGUUGCUUUAAUAUCAAUAAAGUCCAUGAGCACCAGAA